Aspergillus heteromorphus CBS 117.55 is the source of this 885-nucleotide messenger RNA. Its product is annotated as SNAP receptor SEC22. NCBI's taxonomy places the organism in Eukaryota, Fungi, Ascomycota, Eurotiomycetes, Eurotiales, Aspergillaceae. The transcript is spliced from 5 exons. Gene Ontology annotation, cellular component: SNARE complex; endoplasmic reticulum membrane; ER to Golgi transport vesicle membrane. Gene Ontology annotation, biological process: endoplasmic reticulum to Golgi vesicle-mediated transport; vesicle fusion with Golgi apparatus; retrograde vesicle-mediated transport, Golgi to endoplasmic reticulum. Gene Ontology annotation, molecular function: SNAP receptor activity. The coding region runs from base 88 to 735 and encodes 215 amino acids. The record is from RefSeq and is a predicted model, not a curated record.
CAGGCCGGCACUUCAACCACUCAGCUGCAGCGUGUUCGCUCCGGAAAGGAUUGACUUGAGAUACCACGGAGGAUAUAGCUUGACAAGAUGGUCAGAUCAACGCAGAUUGCCCGGAUCGAUGGCCUGAUGCUGGCGGCGUCGGUGGAUGAUGAACAGGCGGAAGUGGAGCUCUCCGAAAUCAAGUCCCAAGCCAAAAUGAUAUUUCGCAGGUUGAAUCGCAAUUCAGCGCCGCAAGCCAGUAUUGAAUCCGGUCAAUUUAACCUACACUAUCUCAUCCAAGAUGAUAUCUGCUUCCUUUGCAUAUGCGAUCGUUCCUAUCCCCGCAAGCUUGCGUUCACCUAUCUGGCGGAUCUCGCAACCGAAUUCACCACAACAUACUCCCCGGCGCAGUACCAAUCCCCCACCCUCCGCCCCUACGCCUUCGUGGAAUUCGACACCUUCAUCCAACGCACCAAGAAGCUUUACCAGGACAGCCGUGCGUCCCAGAAUCUCGACCGCCUGAACGAUGAGCUCCGGGAUGUCACGAAAGUAAUGACCAAGAACAUCGAGGACCUUCUAUACCGGGGUGAUAGCUUGGAGCGGAUGGGCGAGUUGUCGGGCCGUCUACGAGAAGACAGCAAGAAAUACAGAAGAGCCGCGGUACGGAUCAACUGGGAGCUGGUGCUCAAACAGUAUGGGCCGAUUGCAGGUGUUGGGUUCAUUUUCCUUUUCUUCGUUUGGUGGCGCUUCUUUUAGACUCGGACAAGGCGGCCACGAAACUCGAUACCCGCUAAUGUGAAUGUAUGCAUAGAUAAUGUCUCUGGUUGGUUGCAGGACACCAUCCACCCAGGCCCCAGGCUUCAAUCAAUCUUAAACAGACAUAUGAUCGAACGGCUAGACUGUAUA